Zea mays is the source of this 353-nucleotide messenger RNA. RefSeq names its product protein TRIGALACTOSYLDIACYLGLYCEROL 3, chloroplastic. The coding region runs from base 66 to 353 and encodes 95 amino acids. The record is from RefSeq and is a predicted model, not a curated record. The transcript has 5 exons. Lineage: Eukaryota; Viridiplantae; Streptophyta; Magnoliopsida; Poales; Poaceae.
GACAUGGUGAAGCAGUUGGGAUAAUUGGACCUUCAGGGACGGGGAAAUCAACUAUAUUGAAGGUUAUGGCUGGGCUGCUUGCUCCGGACAAGGGUGAUGUAAUCAUUUGUGGAAAGAAAAGGCAUGGUAUAGUUAGCGAUGAGGAUAUAGAGGGUCUCCGCAUUGAUUUGGUCUUUCAAAGUGCUGCACUUUUUGAUUCUCUCACAGUUCGUGAAAAUGUUGGAUUCCUUUUAUAUAAAAAUUCAAGCUUACCCGAGGACCGCAUUGGUGAAUUGGUGACAGAAACUUUGGCUGCAGUAGGACUAAAGAUGCUAUAUAAUACUCUAGCUAUUCCAAAUUUUAAGUUGAUCUGA